Clarias gariepinus (North African catfish) is the source of this 3418-nucleotide messenger RNA. It is a transcript of the gene sox21b, whose product is annotated as SRY-box transcription factor 21b. Gene Ontology annotation, molecular function: RNA polymerase II cis-regulatory region sequence-specific DNA binding; DNA-binding transcription factor activity, RNA polymerase II-specific. Gene Ontology annotation, biological process: regulation of DNA-templated transcription; cell differentiation; anatomical structure morphogenesis. The transcript is spliced from 2 exons. The record is from RefSeq and is a predicted model, not a curated record. Bases 1209 to 1940 code for a protein of 243 amino acids. Lineage: Eukaryota; Metazoa; Chordata; Actinopteri; Siluriformes; Clariidae.
CGUACUUCUUCCUUUCUUUGCUUUCUUUUAACUUAAAACAUCACAGCGGAUUUAACCUUGGAUCUUCUUGGUGUUUAUUUUUAAACAAUAAAAUAAAAGAAAUUGUGGAUUUUUCAUUAACCGGAAGAAUUUAGAUACUUCUUUUAAUUUGAAAUCUUUUUGUUGCUUUUUUUUUUUUAAAGUUAUUUUAUUUUUCAUUUAGCGAUGAACACCACACUGAAGUCUCAUAAUGUCUAACUGUUUUUUUUAAAGAAAAUUAAAUAAAUGUUUUAAAUCUUAAAGAAUUUUUUUCUGAAUGACGAGCAGCAAAAUCUAACGCAAGUGACUUUUAAAUUAUUUUUGACUUUACCAUCAGACUGAAACCUCGGAUGAACUCGUUCAUGAUUUUUAGUUUCGUGGACGUGAGCGAGAAGACUCUGAGAAACUGACCAGAGGAACUGAAGUGCAGCGACUCGAGCUCUGACUCACUCGCGCUUUGUGUCCCAAAAUGAACAAUAAGAGACUUUGUACAGAAGGGUUUUAUUUCAUCGUUAUCAUCACGCUGGAUCGUGUAAAGUUUCCAGUGAACACGUUUAAGGUUUGUCAGUGAACUCAGAAUCACCUGCUCUGCCUAGCGUCCACAUUUUGGAUUUUUUUUUUUCCUUUUUUUUUUUUUUGGUCCGAGGUCCAGGAGCGCUGCAGCUUUGAGCAAAAAAAUCCCAAACCCUGCUCACUUCUGAGACGUCUUCGCCUGAGACUCUGUAAACAGAUUCCAUCAAGUGAGACGGACGGGAAGGAUUCGGUAACUGGUCGAGUUCACACUACUCUUACUCUAAUAUGUGCUAGUUAAAGCAGUAAAGGCAUUCAGGUUUUCUGCAUCGUUGUCUCCAUGUUGGAUCGCGUCAUGUCGCUGAUGAACACACUUACGUUUCCUUGCGAUAAUCGUUUCCCUGAAGUCACUCAGCAGAAACGCGUUCACCUCUAAACAGCACCAGUUUCACAAAAAGUGACAAAUUUAUUUUUUCAUUCUCAUGCUGAAGGACAGUCGGCGACUUUAAAGCUCAUAAGAAGCUGGGUUUACAUUGGGGUUUUGUGUGUGUGUGUGUUUGUGUGGUCAUGUGAUCAGGUAAAGUGUCCAACGCAAUCUUUAGCACACUUGAUUUCAAAACACAAAAGAAUUGACAUUCGUUAAACUGAUACAGAAGUUCUUCUCUAUUGUCAUCGUCGUCAUGUCGAAGUCUUCGGACCACGUGAAACGCCCGAUGAACGCCUUCAUGGUCUGGUCUCGAGCCCAGCGGCGGCAGAUGGCACAAGAGAACCCGAAAAUGCACAACUCCGAGAUCAGUAAGCGUCUCGGCGCCGAGUGGAAGCUGCUGACCGACACGGAGAAGCGCCCCUUCAUCGACGAGGCCAAGCGACUCCGCGCGCUGCACAUGAAGGAGCACCCCGACUACAAGUACCGGCCCAGACGGAAACCGAAGACGCUCGCCAAGAAAGAGAAGUUCUCCUUGGCCCUGCCGUAUGGCGUGCACGCGGAACCCGAGACACUAAAGCCCAGCGCAGACUCCCUGAUGCGCACUUCGGACAGGGCGAGGAUCCUGUUUGCACCGUCCAUCUGCGCUAACCCCUACUCGUUUUUGGAUUUCGGAUCCAAGAUGGCGGACUUCUCGCCACCCCCGCCUCCUCCGCCUCCUCUUCCCCCGGCGAUGCCGUCCUUCCCGUAUCCGUCCUCGCUGGGUUUCCCGCAUUUCCCAGGCGUUCAUGCGCACACGAGUGCACACAACCCGGCCUUUCUGAUGCCAUGCAACUGCAGCGCGUGGCCUUCAUCGUCAUCGUCAUCUUCGUCUUCUUCGUCGUCUUCAUCAUCGUCAUCGUUUUCAACGCCAUUAGCAUACAUCCUGCUGCCUGGCGUCGGGAAAACGCCGAUCGAACCGUAUCACGCUUACGCCACCGCGUUAUGAGACGGCGCUAUUAAACAAACAACUUUUGACUAACAGACAAUACACAUCUUUAUAAAAUGUGUGUGUGUGUGUAUAGGUGUGUGUAAUGUGUUGUAAGGCGAAAAAAUGUAGAAAUGUUUAAAGGUUUAAAGGGAGGAAGUGUGUGUUUAUGAAGUCCUGUGAACCCUGUGAACACUGUGUGUGUGGAGAUGAGGCUCGACGUCACGGCCGUGUUUUAUUCCUCUGACGCCACAGCGCUGCACUUCCUCCGUUAUUAACGACGACUCACUGACACUGGAGACUCGAUCUGUACAUGUCACGUCAACAUCGCCAUGGCAUCUGGUUUCUUAUUGGUUUAUUAUCAGUUCCCCGUACACGGACCCGGUGAAUCAGCUGUUGCUAUGGAAACCAUAAGGUAUUAGAGUGAGCGCCUUCAUAUAAACAGGCUGCUGUAAUAGAGAAUUAAUCAACACCCUGUGACCAGGACACGCCCCCGCUGUGGGGUAACAGAGUGCAAAUGGAAUGUAGGAUGUGUCUCUGGAUAAGUGUGUACAUAUGCAUGUGUGUGUGUGUGUGUGUGUGUGUGUGUGUACUACUGUAUGUAAAGAGUCGCUCUGAGACGCUGGGGUGUGUAACGAUGCUGUAAUACGGCUCCGCAUCACUGUGAGGGAAACGGACCUUUUAACUACUGUGUGUGUGUGUGUGUGUGUGUGUGUGUGUGUGUGUGUGUGUGUGUGUGUGUGUAACAGAUGUGUGUAAGCACUCAUUAAGCACGUCCGAUGAAACUAUAUGGAAAAAUCUGCUUUUAACUACUGCGCGUGUGUGUGUGUGUGUGUGUGUGUGUGUGUGUGUGUGUGUGUGUGUGUGUGUGUCAGUGUUAACAGGAAGGACUUCCUGCUCCUGAGUGUGACAUGACCGAAGAGAAAACACUUCACCUGCUUUACACACACACACACACACACACACACACACACACACACACACAGGUUAAUUUCUGUUCACCUGCUUUUAGGAAUAUUUCUGUGGAUCGCUGGGAGUCUGAAACAGACAAAGAAAAGGAAACAGGAAAUGAUAUUCAGCACUACAGUGUGUGUGUGUGUGUGUGUGUGUGUGUGUGUGUGUGUGUGUGUGUGCGUGUGCAGCUAAAACCUUUUAACAUUUUCUUUUGUAUAAAAAAAGAACGUCUAAAAAAACAAAACGAGUGGAGGUGUUAGGAUUAUUUCUUUAAUGCCGUGUUUAUUAUUUAUUGUAUUUGUUAAAUUACUUUUAUUUGAAGGAACAUUGUAAACACACACACACACACACACACACACACACACACUAUGAGAAUGUGACUAAAAGUAUGUGUGGGUGCAUGUGUGCGUGCAUGUGUGUGUGUGUGUGUGUGCCUGUGUGUGUGUGUGUGUGUGUGUGUGUGUGUGUGUGUGUGUGUGUGUGUGUGUGUGUGUGUAAUAAAGCGCGCUCCUUGCUCUGUAGUGAACACUACACACUCCUCCAAG